This is a messenger RNA of Pan troglodytes (chimpanzee), 570 nucleotides long. RefSeq names its product interferon alpha-17. Gene Ontology annotation, biological process: defense response. Bases 1 to 570 code for a protein of 189 amino acids. The transcript has a single exon. Lineage: Eukaryota; Metazoa; Chordata; Mammalia; Primates; Hominidae. The record is from RefSeq and is a predicted model, not a curated record. Gene Ontology annotation, molecular function: cytokine receptor binding. Gene Ontology annotation, cellular component: extracellular region.
AUGGCCCUGUCCUUUUCUUUGCUGAUGCCUGUGCUGGUGCUCAGCUACAAAUCCAUCUGUUCUCUAGGCUGUGAUCUGCCUCAGACCCACAGCCUGGGUAAUAGGAGGGCCUUGAUACUCCUGGCACAAAUGGGAAGAAUCUCUCCUUUCUCCUGCCUGAAGGACAGACAUGAUUUCGGAUUCCCCCAGGAGGAGUUUGAUGGCAACCAGUUCCAGAAGGCUCAAGCCAUCUCUGUCCUCCAUGAGAUGAUCCAGCAGACCUUCAAUCUCUUCAGCACAGAGGACUCAUCUGCUGCUUGGGAACAGAGCCUCCUAGAAAAAUUCUGCAUUGAACUUUUCCAGCAACUGAAUGACUUGGAAGCCUGUGUGAUACAGGAGGUUGGGGUGGAAGAGACUCCCCUGAUGAAUGAGGACUCUAUCCUGGCUGUGAGGAAAUACUUUCAAAGAAUCACUCUUUAUCUAACAGAGAAGAAAUACAGCCCUUGUGCCUGGGAGGUUGUCAGAGCAGAAAUCAUGAGAUCCUUCUCUUUUUCAACAAACUUGAAAAAGGGAUUAAGGAGGAAGGAUUGA